Molecule: messenger RNA, 696 nt
Organism: Prorocentrum cordatum
Lineage: Eukaryota; Dinophyceae; Prorocentrales; Prorocentraceae
Source: the annotation of a GenBank genome assembly
AUGAGCUCUACGCAAAGUCAGACGCCUGCGUGCAAGGAAGCUCUACGCCUUCGUGAGUCAGGUGGGAAAGAUGUGCAGGCAGUGGUCUCAUUUUCUUCUGACACGUAUGCAGCUCUUUCAUAUUCUUCUUCUUCUGAUGUGAAGGCAGUGGUCUCAUCUUCUUCGGAUGUGAAGGCCAAGGGGACUUCCACGUGCUCUCAGGCCACCAUUGCCGAUGUUAAGGCAUGGAUUGACGCUGCUGGCAGUAUCAACGAGUCGAAUGCGAUCCAGUAUUUAAAGAAUGGAGUGGAUUGGUUUGCAGAACUUCUGACAGAAGGUGGGAUCCCUGCAAAGGCCAGGGCAAAUUAUGCUGUGCGGAAGCGCGGGACGUUCGAGAAUGUGCAAGCGACGUUGGAGGACCUUCUGGAAUUCUUCGAGAGGCACAGAUAUCUUACAGGGCAGAUGAACCGUGCCGAGGCUGCCAAGUUUCUACAGGAUUCCAAGUGCGACGAAUUCCGAAUCCAAUUCUAUGGACGUCCGAGGAACGAUACAACGUCGUCAUGUGGAAGUACUGCCUGCAAAGGCAAAGGCAAAGGCAAAGGUAAAGGUAAAGGCGCCGACAUAGGAGGUCAGGAGUUUGACGAAGUGUGUAGGUUCGGUAGGACGUUGACGGACUUUGAACGAAGGUGUAAAUCUCAGGUUUUGCCUCUGCGGUAG